CUCGUCGCUGAGGUGAUGACGCGCCCGCGGGUGCGGGGCGGUGCGGGAGCGCUGCGGGGAUGGAGGAGAGGGAGCGGCUGUGGCGGCAGAUCCGCCUGCUGCAGGGUCUCAUAAAUGAUCAUAAAAACACUCAUGGGGAUGCGCCGCGACCGCUGCCAUCCACACCACUGAGGUGGAACAACCCCCGCCAGCCUGCCUUCAGCAGGAGGGGGACGUUUUCGGCCAGAUACCCCCAGCAGGCUCCCAGGGAUUUCCAGCUGCGCCAGGGUCACUCCUGGAGGAAAAAAUAUUCCCUUGUCAACCGGCCGCCAGGAUCGGUGUGUGAUGUUGGAAGCAGUGGAAGUGCCAGCACAUCUCAGGCUUUUGGAAGCCAUGGGGAGAGCCAGGCACCUGAGACACCAGAAUUGUCCCCAGAGAGACAUGUGGACUUAACCACAGAUGGUAAUAUAGUUGUGGGGAUCCAGCUGCCAGAGAGGGCUGGCCCAUUUGUAGAUAUGAAAGGUUUUGGUGAUGUGGGUUCUUACUGUGAGUUUUCUGGGCUCAAAACGGUGGUCACUGCUCCAGGUGACAGUAAAAAUGUGCAGAAAUCUCUGUACACAAGCCGAAAUGAAGAGAGAAGACCCUCUCUCUCCGUUUCAUUUAGUUCAUCUCACCGGUUCGUGAGUUCAGCAUACGUGAGCGUGUCAGAUAAGCCUAGAAUGGUGCAUCUGGCCGGUGAUGUGGCCAGGAGCUCCCCUUCCUCCUGCGGAAGCACCAGUGAAAGUGCCGUGACACUGAAAUCGGAGCCACAGCAGCCUUUGGUGUUGCCAGAUCACGAGCCGGCUCGGCACUUGGUACGGAGGAAGGCAGAACCGCCAGCUCCAGGGCAGUCUAGUUGUGAGCAAGUCAGGGAUGCUUUCGGAGAGCCGAAGCUCCUUGGAAAUGGCGAGACACGCUCUAGACCUGCGCAGGCUGCGACUUUGGUGGUCGGGAUGACCAGUCCAGCGAAGAGCAGGUUUUCUGUAGUCCCCAAAGCUGCCGGUCUCCAAAGAGCUGCCUCAACAUCCACCUCCAGCAAAGCUCCGAAGUUCAGGAAAACUAACUACACGUGGGUUGCAAACCCUGGUAAAUGCUCUCGUCCUGUGAAGAGAUGGGUAAGCCCUAGAGCUUCUGAAAGCACCAAGAAGGUUGCUGGUGGAGCGGACAGAGGUGCUAAACUAUCCCCAAAAGCAGACUUGGGAGCAAAGCUGAAGAAAUCAGGAUUGCAGCCCAAACUGGGUGUUUCUCCCAGCAAGUAUAAGUGGAAAGCCUCCAGCCUGCAGACCUUGCCUUCCACCUCCAAGUCAGCAUUCAGGUGGCAAUCCGAGGAUCAGAAAAAGCCUCCAGCCCCCAACCUCCCUCGAGCCAACACCGCCCCACCGACUCUGAGUGCUGUGUCCAUUGGUCUCAGCGGGGCGAAGUCCUCAUUUGUCGAUGCCGCGCAGUCCAGUUAUAAAGUGAAGAGUCGGACAAAAAUCAUCAAGAGAAAAGGAAGCUCGGGUUCCCUGACAGAUAAGAAGAACAGCUCCUCGCCCACCAUGCCUCUGAAAAGCCACUUCCAUCUCAGGAAGAAAAACUCCUCGCGGGGGAAACCUUCUGCGACGCUGAAACGCUCCUCGUCUAAGGGCCUAGUGCAGAUCACCAAGCACAGGCUCUGCAGGCUGCCGGCCACCAGGAUGCAGGUCUCCACCAAGGAAGUGGAGAGGAAUUGUACUCCGGUAGAUGAGCCAUUAUUUGGACUGGAAAAUGGACUGGCAAGUGGCAUUGGGAUCUGUUCACUUGACGCUCUGGAAGGACUCCUCAGGCUGCCUUUCUCCUCCCCAGGGAGGAGGGUACAAGGAGCCAACUUGCACUUCAUAAGGAGCCCCCCAGCCAACAAGGUGAUAAAGACACGCUACAGGAUAGUGAAGAAGAAUGUGGUGUCUCCAGCCUCAUCGUCCUUCAGCAGCCCAGUUCCCAACUGGAAGACGAGACGCCCCGUGACAUCCAGAUCCCAGCUAUUAAACCAAACGCGCCCAUCGCCUCAAGGUGGCAAGUCCCAGCACGUGCAACAGAGAUGGAGGAGUAAAGGCUAUCGCUGCAUCGGCGGGGUGAUGUACCGAGUGUCUGCAAAUAAACUCUCCAAGACUUCCAACACCCCUGGCCGGGGCAGAGACCUGAGCACCAAGAGCCCCGGCAGAGCAGCGAGGUUGCAUUGUACGCCCAGUCCUGGCUUCUCUCCAUCCGGCUGCCUGAACAGAUCAGCUACGAGCCGAUACAUCGCCAGCCGUGCUGUUCAGCGGAGUUUGGCCAUCAUUCGUCAAGCCAAGCAGAAGAAAAAGAAGAAGGAAUACUGUAUGUACUACAACCGCUUCGGCAAGUGUAAUCGUGGGGACAGCUGCCCCUACAUCCAUGAUCCAGAAAAGGUGGCCGUCUGUACCAGGUUUCUCCGUGGCACGUGCAAGAAGACAGAUGGGACCUGUUCGUUUUCCCACAAGGUGUCCAAAGACAAGAUGCCGGUGUGCUCCUACUUCUUGAAGGGGAUCUGCAGCAACAGUAACUGCCCGUACAGCCACGUCUACGUGUCCAGGAAGGCAGAAGUGUGCCAGGAUUUCCUCAAAGGCUAUUGCCCCAUGGGAGAAAAGUGCAAGAAGAAGCACACGCUGGUUUGCCCUGACUUUGCCAAAAAAGGUGUCUGCCCCAGGGGCGCGCGGUGCAAGCUGCUGCACCCCCAGAAGAAGCGUCACCCAAGAGAGGCAGAAGAUGGGGACCGCAACGAACCCCCUUCCAAGUGGAGACGGGUCUGGGAGGUGACGGGCAGGAAUGAUCCAGCUCAGCUCCAUGAUGAUGGGGAAAUACCCGGACCCUCCAGUGCAGAGCAAGAGGUGAAGUUUUGGAAAGAGACGGACGCUUCACCAACCAGCUGGCUGCAAAAGCUGCCGUCCUUCAUCUCCCUCCAGUCCUCAGCAUCCCCCGGUGAUGAGGGCUGCAAAGUGGAGAAGGACGAGGACGAGCCGGAGGAUGAGCCAGGCACUGCCAAACGGAAGAGGACUAUGCCACUGGCAUCCUUGCGGGACUCUGAAAAUGCCCGUCUUGAGGAGGGUGGCAGAGGCAAACGGCUGCAGAUCAAGCCCCGUCUAUGAGCAAGACCUGACCCCGCGGCAGCCGACCAGCUCAGGAACCGCAGAGCCGGGCACGACCUGGCACCUACCUCAGGACGCCGCGGCCAGAAGCGGCACCCCCUUCCCAUCUUGCUUUUCCGGGACAUCAUUUUGGCAAGGAGCCGGGUGGCAGCGUGGGGAAGUGCCACCCGUUCCUGCAGGGAAGCAGCUUUGUUUGACGUAUUUUAAUUUGCCAAUAAAUUAUCUUUUCAGCCUGUUUAUUGAAGGCAAGCCCUGCCGCCAGGCUCCUUGGAUGCUUGCAGGGCUGGGAAGAGGCUCCCAUCCCCAUCGGUCUUCCUGCAGGUCGCGGCUCUGCUGUUGUCCCGGACACGAGGUGACACGGGGACCUGAGGAGCUUAAUGCCAUCACCAGACGUGCCCACAUCCAGGUCAGCCACUAUAUUGGGGACAAGUGUGGCCAGUGGUCACAAGUCACCGUGCCGGGUUGUAAUGGGGUGUAAAGCCCCCACGCGGCUCAGCCCCGGUCUCUCCAUGCCCAGAGGCCACCUGCAUCCAUCCGGCUCCAUCCCCUUGGUUUUGGGAGGAGAUUUCUUGGAGCAGAGCCGUGUGCCAAGAGCAUCCCUAGUGGAAACGUGUGUUGGGAGCAGUGCUGAGCUCACACCAAAUGCUCCUGCAGCAUGUCGGGGUCUCCCAUGGCCGGUUGCACCCUGAUCCCCAGCUCUCCUCACCUCAGUGGGGGUUUGGUCUCCCUUGGGAAACCCAAACCAGUUCUUUGGGGUUUUUGGGGGGGUUCUUCCAAAUCCAAGAAGGAGCAAAGUACGGAGGGAGCAUUGUGCCGAGCCGAGUACUGCCGGCCAUGCAGCUGCCAGCGCGACGGGUUUUUGCAUCCGUGGGUACAAUUUCCACGGGGAUUUCAGGGCUGUUCCCCCCCACGGAUGCCAUUUUGGGGGCAGCUGCAGGAUCUCCCCUUGCCAAGAGGUGCCGACAGCCGGGAGCAUCCGUGCGGGGCGGCCGGGUUUGCCCAUCCACUGCCCCUCAAUUGCAGCACCUUCAGGCAAAACCCUGCGGGAAAAAGGCAUCAGCGGGGACAUGGGUGAGCACUGGGACCCCCUGGGGACCCAGCACCCAGGUGCGCUUUGCGGUGGGGUGGGCGAUGGAGCCACCACGAUGCCGUGGGCUCAGGUGCGCCGGCGGCUCCGGCAAAGGGCUGACGGCUGCGGUUUCGCCCCCCCGCACCUGGGCAGCGUGGGUCCCCACGGGGGUUUCCCUUCCCCAGGUGACCCCCAUGGAGGGGUCUUGUUAUCACCCCACAUCUGGGAUGCACCCCCUUGCCCAGUUCGUGGUGGGGGAUUUAUCGCCUGGUUUGGGGCAUGGUGUGCCACCAAAAGCAUUAAUGCCUGUCACCUCCCUGGGCUCCGGUUUAAGGAUGCUGCCCGCUGCUGAACUGGCAGCUGGUGGGGGGGUUAGUGCCACUUGGAAACCAGUUUGGGGUGGCCGCGUCCCCAGCAUCCCCCCAGCCAUUGCGAGGACCAGCGGGUCUCCCCCCUCGGGGCUGCCCUCAUACCCCAGCGUGUGUACAGCGAGCUGAUUUUUUAAUAAAAACUUUGUCGUCUCCGUUGAUAUUAAAUGUCUUUUAUUAACCUGUGUGUUUUGAUAUGUAAAUAAAGAGUUUCUUCCCCGGG
This is a messenger RNA of Aquila chrysaetos chrysaetos, 4800 nucleotides long. It is a transcript of the gene ZC3H3, whose product is annotated as zinc finger CCCH-type containing 3. Gene Ontology annotation, molecular function: metal ion binding. The record is from RefSeq and is a predicted model, not a curated record. Gene Ontology annotation, cellular component: nucleus. NCBI's taxonomy places the organism in Eukaryota, Metazoa, Chordata, Aves, Accipitriformes, Accipitridae. The transcript is spliced from 14 exons. Bases 60 to 3140 code for a protein of 1026 amino acids.